AGACUAUUUCAACAACCACUAUUUGAAUAGAUUACUUUUGUUAGAAUUUUUAAAAAGGUCUCCUACAAAAUUUCUUCGCCGUGUUUGAUGAGAACAACCGAGAAAAUUGAAUUGUCAUAAUCAAAAGUAGACCAGAACAAAACUUGUUUCGAUAUCUCUCACAAAAUUAACCUUCAUUUCUCUUACAUGGCUGUCCUCACGUUGUUGCUUUUCUUGCUCCCUUUCCAUCUUCAUCUCUUCAAAGCUGCUGAUUCCUCAUGCCCAAAAUCCUUCGAUUGUGGAAAGUACAAUCUCACGUUCCCAUUUACGAAAGCUGAUGAUCCUGGCUGCGGAUUAUUCACCGUUGAUGGCUGUGAUACUCCAUAUCCAGUGACUAAUUUAGGUGGUGGAGGUCUUGGUUUUGCUAUUUUGGAUUAUGAUUCAUCAGAGCCAAACAAGAUGUUUAUUGGUGAUUAUCAGCUUGGAGUUCAAUUGCGUAAACGCAGCUGCUUUGCCUUUAUGAACCAAUCCAUGCUUCGAUCGCCUUCUGUUUCCUUCUCAUUCUCUCCUAAUCUCACCUUGUUCCCCUGCUUAACUGAUCCUACUGAUAGAUCUAGAUUUCAUGAUGAUUUCGUAAACUAUAGCAUGAUAGAUUGUCUCACCCCCGUGUACUAUAAAAUUCCAGCAACCAAUGAUUCUCCUCCGGAAGGAUGUUCAUUGGUUCAGCUACCUAUGAAUAACAGUGGAAAGUCAGAUAAUUUGUUCAGCAUGAUAGCUGCUAAUUUUACUUUAGAAUGGAAUGUUUCUGAUGAAUGCCUUAGUUGUUUUAAUGCGGGAGGCCAGUGUCUUACUGCCAACAAUAACAGUUUCUACUGCAAAAGAUCAGCAGGCAAUCAGUCGAAGACGAUAUUAUUAGCUACAUUGAUACCUGGAUUUGCUAUCUUGGUAGCCUGCAUUGUAUUUAUAAUUUGGCGACGAAAGAAAAAGAUGAGCGAAGCCUACCUUCUUUCAAGAAACCUAUCUUAUGAUCCCUCCAAAUCGAACAUCGAAGAUGGAAGCUUCAGCUUCGACAUUCCCAUCUUCUCCUACACCGAGCUCGUUGAGGCUGCCGACAACUUCGACCCUUCCAAAGAACUCGGCGACGGAGGCUUUGGCACAGUCUAUUAUGGCAAACUCCGCGACGGUCGGGAAGUGGCGAUCAAGCGCCUAUACGAGAACAACUACAGACGAGAGGAGCAAUUCCUGAACGAGAUCAAGAUCCUCACCAAUCUCCGCCACCCCAACCUCGUAUCCCUCUACGGAUGCACCUCGCGUCGCAGCCGCAACCUCCUCCUCGUAUACGAGUACAUCCCCAACGGCACCGUGGCUGAGCACCUCCACGGUGAGCGUGCCAGCUCGGUGCCCUUAACAUGGCCCAUGCGGAUGAGCAUUGCUCGAGAGACGGCCAGCGCACUCGCCUACCUUCACAAGUCCGACAUCAUCCACCGCGACGUCAAGACCAACAACAUCUUGCUGGACAGCAAUUUCUCCGUGAAGGUCGCCGAUUUCGGGCUCUCGAGGCUCUUUCCGAUGGACAUGACCCACAUCUCCACAGCACCCCAGGGCACCCCGGGUUACGUGGACCCAGAGUACCACCAGUGCUACCAACUUACAGAUAAGAGCGACGUAUACAGCUUUGGAGUGGUGCUGAUCGAGCUGAUCUCGUCCAUGCCGGCCGUGGACAUAAGCCGGCAUAAGCAUGAGAUCAACCUGGCGAGCCUGGCCGUGAACAAAAUCCAGAAAUGUGCAUUCGACGAAUUAAUUGAUCCGGCAACGGGGUACAACUCCGAUGCGGAGGUGACGAGGAUGACGACGUCGGUGGCGGAGCUGGCUUUCCAGUGCCUGCAGCUGGAUAAGGAUAUGAGGCCAUCGAUGGACGAGGUGGUGGCGUUCCUGCAUGAUAUUCAGAGUGGUGGGGAUUUCGACAUCAAAGGGAAGAUACCACCAUCGCCGGAGAUGGAUGACGUGGUGCUGUUAAAGAGUGGAAUUUAUCAGGCGUCGCCCACGGCGGUGACGGAUACAUGGAUUAGUAGUGACUCAACUACGGCGAGUUCUGUUUGCUGAUAUCUGUAUGUUGUUAGUGUGUAUAUAUAUGCUAUGCAUUCUUUGUUUGUUUGAUCUUUUAUGCAUGUUUUUGUCAUCUAUUUUAUUCAAUUGGCAGCGGGAAUGUGCAUAUCGUGAAAGAGCUUUAUUUUGUGUA
This is a messenger RNA of Salvia hispanica, 2218 nucleotides long. RefSeq names its product Protein kinase superfamily protein. Gene Ontology annotation, biological process: protein phosphorylation. The record is from RefSeq and is a predicted model, not a curated record. NCBI's taxonomy places the organism in Eukaryota, Viridiplantae, Streptophyta, Magnoliopsida, Lamiales, Lamiaceae. Gene Ontology annotation, molecular function: ATP binding; protein kinase activity.